Messenger RNA from Panthera uncia (snow leopard), 2368 nucleotides. RefSeq names its product cerebral endothelial cell adhesion molecule (gene CERCAM). Lineage: Eukaryota; Metazoa; Chordata; Mammalia; Carnivora; Felidae. The transcript has 13 exons. Bases 37 to 1827 code for a protein of 596 amino acids. The record is from RefSeq and is a predicted model, not a curated record.
GCCGCCGCAGCCGCCGCCGCCGCCCGAGCGCCCGCCAUGCGCGCCGCCCCCGCCGCCCCGCUGCUCCAGCUGCUGCUCCUGCUGGGGGCGAGGCUCCAGGCUGCGGGAGUCGUGGAGCCACCGCUGCCCGCCGUGGUCCUUACCAUCCUGGCCCGCAAUGCCGAGCACUCACUGCCCCACUACCUGGGCGCGCUGGAGCGGCUGGACUACCCCCGGGCCAGGCUGGCCCUCUGGUGUGCCACGGACCACAACACGGACAACACCACACAGAUGCUGCAGGAGUGGCUAGCCGCUGUGGGUGAUGACUAUGCAGCUGUGGUCUGGAGGCCUGAGGGGGCGCCCAGGUCCUACCCAGAUGAAGAGGGUCCCAAGCACUGGACCAAAGAAAGGCACCAGUUUCUGAUGGAGUUGAAACAGGAAGCCCUGACCUUUGCCAGGGACUGGGGGGCUGACUACAUCCUGUUCGCAGAUACAGACAACAUUCUGACCAACAACCAGACACUGAGGCUUCUGAUAGAGCAGCGGCUGCCCGUGGUGGCCCCCAUGCUGGACUCCCAGACCUACUACUCCAAUUUCUGGUGUGGGAUCACCCCCCAGGGCUAUUACCGCCGCACAGCCGACUACUUCCCCACCAAGAACCGCCAACGCCGGGGCUGCUUCCGUGUCCCCAUGGUCCAUUCCACCUUCCUGGUAUCCUUGCGGGCUGAGGGAGCAGCCCAACUCGCCUUCUACCCCCCUCACCCCAACUACACCUGGCCUUUCGACGAUAUCAUUGUCUUCGCCUACUCCUGCCAGGCUGCUGGAGUCACGGUCCACGUGUGCAACGAGCACCGUUAUGGGUACAUGAACGUGCCUGUGAAAUCCCACCAGGGGCUGGAGGACGAGAAGGUCAACUUCAUCCACCUGAUCUUGGAGGCGCUAGUGGACGGGCCCCCCAUGUGGGCCUCAGCUCACGUGUCCCGGCCCCCAAAGAAACCCAGCAAAAUGGGGUUUGAUGAGGUCUUUGUCAUCAGCCUGGCCCGCCGGCCCGACCGCCGGGAACGCAUGCUAAGCUCGCUCUGGGAGAUGGAGAUAUCUGGACGCGUGGUGGAUGCUGUGGAUGGCCGGACACUCAACAGCAGUAUCAUGAGGAGCCUCGGCGUGGACCUGCUCCCCGGCUACCAGGACCCCUACUCAGGCCGCACACUGACCAAGGGCGAGGUGGGCUGCUUCCUCAGCCACUACUCCAUCUGGGAGGAGGUGGCUGCCAGGGGCCUGGCCCAGGUCCUAGUGUUUGAGGACGAUGUGCGCUUUGAGAGCAACUUCAGGGGGCGACUGGAGCGGCUUAUGGAGGAGGUGGAGGCAGAGAAGCUCCUGUGGGACCUGAUCUACCUGGGCCGGAAGCAGGUGAACCCUGAGGAAGAGGCAGCCGUGGGGGGGCUGCCACACCUGGUGGUGGCCGGGUACUCCUACUGGACGCUGGCGUAUGUCUUGAGCCUGGCGGGUGCUCGCAAGCUGCUGGCCUCCCAGCCCCUGCGCCGAAUGCUGCCUGUGGACGAGUUCCUACCCAUCAUGUUUGACCAGCACCCCAAUGAGCAGUACAAGGCGCACUUCUGGCCACGGGACCUGCGUGCCUUCUCUGCGCGGCCCCUGCUCGCUGCUCCCACCCACUACGCAGGGGACGCCGAGUGGCUCAGCGACACGGAGACAUCCUCACCCUGGGACGAUGACAGCGGCCGCAUCAUCAGUUGGAGUGGCUCUCACAAGACGCUGCGUGGCCCCCCCCUGGACCUGGCUGGCAGCAGCGGGCACAGUCUCCACCCCCACCACCCCCGGGACGAGCUCUAGGUCCAGGCAGUGACUCCAGAAGAGCUCUCAGGAGCAGGCCGCAGCUGGCCAGGGAGCGGACCUGGAGAUCGCUGGCAGGAGCCGCCACCAGAAGCCACAGACCCCAUAGAGACCCGACUGUCACCUUAGGCAUGGCCACUCUGCCCUCUGGCCCCACCUUACGUGGGGAGAAACCACUCAGAGAUGGGUCCCCUUCCCCGAAGUUCAUGUAGCAAAAGGGCAGGGCUCCCAGGCCCUCUCACCCUCCUGACUCAGGAUCCGGGGUGGGGGGGAAGGUGGGGGGUUCCCCAGCCUUCAGUUCCAAACUGGGCCGACACCAGGAGCCCUGCCUUCCCCGCAGACCCAACUGCUGGGGCCCCUCUGCCAUCUUCUACCUCCACCUCAGUCCCCUCCCCACUCGACGCCUGGGUCUCACCUGCCUGGGCCCACCCUCUCCCCUGGCCAGUGGGAAGUACAGGGUGGGUGAGAGGAGGGCCCUUGCAGACUUGGUGCCCAGCACAUGGUAGGCCCUCAAUAAAAGCCAGCUGGUAUGUGCACUUUA